This is a messenger RNA of Coregonus sp. 'balchen', 4450 nucleotides long. NCBI's taxonomy places the organism in Eukaryota, Metazoa, Chordata, Actinopteri, Salmoniformes, Salmonidae. The record is from the annotation of a GenBank genome assembly.
AAGAUGGCGACAAGUCUGGAGAUGGUCCAUCAGUUCUUUCUCUUUCUUUAGAGAACGACACAUCGGAACGCCAAAAUUGAGCUCUCUUGAUCUGCUCCCAAUUCAUUGUUGAAAAGCACAAAUAGCUAUUUCAUACCCGACAAUACCGCGAGCUGUUGAGCAACAUAGCCGCCUCCGUAGUGCGUUUACAUUUGUGCGGGGCAGGUAGGCAGACUAAUGUUUGUUUAGAAGUGGUAGAAUGCACGUUUUUAGGAGAUUCAAAUGCAUAUUCUUGCCAGUGAGUCCAAGCAGGUUCUUUGCAAUAGUAGCCUAUUGUUGUGUCAGGGCAAGGCUAUUCGGUAUAUUUUAGCCUAUACAUUGUAUUAUGUGUAGCCUAUGAAAUAGACCUAUCAUGUAAUGUGCAUAGAUUUUAAUGUCUAUAUUACUGCCUCUUUUUCCCAGGUGUAGAAUAUGGAGGGAGAGGUGGGCCUUGUGACCGGCCGCAGUCAGAGAGAGAAGAAAAGAUCCUACAAAGAUUUCCUGAGAGAGGAUGAUGAUGAUGACCUAGUGGAGGAUGAAGAACAACUUGUCGUCAAAGAAUGCAAAUACAAGAAGUCAUAUAAGAAGAAGAGGAGACAUUCAGGUUCGGAACACCGCUACAUAGUGAGAGUGACUAUGAAAUGUGGAACCUUGGAAUUUGGAGCAAUGGCACCUUAUUCCCUACAUAGUACAUUAGUACUGCUUGGUGACCUAAACUGGGAUAUGCUUAACACCCCGGCCAUCCUACAAUCCAAACUAGAUGCCCUCAAUCUCACACAAAUUAUCAAGGAACCUACCAGGUACAACCCUAAAUCCGUAAACAUGGGCACCCUCAUAGAUAUCAUCCUGACUAACUUACCCUCUAAAUACACCUCCGCUGUCUUCAACCAGGAUCUCAGCGAUCACUGCCUUAUUGCCUGCGUCGGUUUCUCAAAUGACUGCCUUGCCUGGUUCACCAACUACUUCUCAGAUGAGGGCCUGUUGUCUGGACCUAUGGCAGUUUCUAUGGGGGUGCCACAGGGUUCAAUUCUUGGGCCGACUCAGCGAUCACUGCCUUAUUGCCUGCGUCGGUUUUCUCAAAUGACUGCCUUGCCUGGUUCACCAACUACUUCUCAGAUGAGGGCCUGUUGUCUGGACCUAUGGCAGUUUCUAUGGGGGUGCCACAGGGUUCAAUUCUUGGGCCGACUCAGCGAUCACUGCCUUAUUGCCUGCGUCGGUUUCUCAAAUGACUGCCUUGCCUGGUUCACCAACUACUUCUCAGAUGAGGGCCUGUUGUCUGGACCUAUGGCAGUUUCUAUGGGGGUGCCACAGGGUUCAAUUCUUGGGCCGACUCUUUUCUCCGUGUAUAUCAAUGAUGUCACUCUUGCUGCUGGUGAAUCUCAAAUCCACCUCUACGCAGACGACACAAUUUUGUAUACAUCUGGCCCUUCAUUGGACACUGUUAACAAACCUCCAAACGAGCUUCAAUGCCAUACAACACUCCUUCCGUAGCCUCCAACUGCUCUUAAACACUAGUAAAACUAAAUGCAUGCUCUUCAAUCGAACGCUGCUGUCACCCGCCCACCCGACUAGAAUCACUACUCUCGACGGGUCUGACCUAGAGUAUGUGGACAACUACAAAUUCCUAGGUGUCUGGUUAGACUGUAAACUCUCCUUCCAGACUCACAUUAAGCAUCUCCAAUCCAAAGUUAAAUCUAGAAUCGGCUUCCUAUUUCGCAACAAAGCCUCCUUCACUCAUGCUGCCAAACAUGCCCUCGUAAAACUGACUAUCCUACCGAUCCUUGACUUCGGCGAUGUCAUUUACAAAAUAGCCUCCAACACUCUACUCAGCAAAUUGGAUGUAGUCUAUCACAGUGCCAUCCGUUUUGUCACCAAAGCCCCAUAUACUACCCACCACUGUGACAUGUACGCUCUUGUUGGCUGGUCCUCACUACAUAUUCGUCGCCAAACCCACUGGCUCCAGGCCAUCUAUAAAUCACUGCUAGGCAAAUCUCCGCCUUAUCUUAGCUCAUUGGUUACCAUAGCAACACCCACCUGUAGUAUGCACUCCAGCAGGUAUAUCUCACUGGUCAUCCCGAAAGCCAACACCUUCUUUGGCCGCCAUUCCUUCCAGUUCUCUGCUGCCAAUGACUGGAACGAACUGCAAAGAACUGCAAAAAUCUCUGAAGCUGGAGACUCUUAUCUCCCUCACUAACUUUAAGCAUCAGUUGUCAGAGCAGCUUACAGAUCACUGCACCUGUACACAGCCCAUCUGUAAUUAGCCCAUCCAACUACCUCAUCCCCAUAUUGUUAUUUAUUUUGCUCAUUUGCACCCCAGUAUCUCUAUUUGCACAUCAUCUCUUGCACAUCUAUCAUUCCAGUGUUAAUACUAAUUGUAAUUAUUUUGCACUAUGGCCUAUUUAUUUCCUUACCUCCAUAACUUGCUACAUUUGCACACACUGUAUAUAUAUUUUCUGUGGUAUUUUUGACUUUAUGUUUUGUUUUACCCCAUAUGAAACUCUGUUGUUUUUAUCGCACUGCUUUGCUUUAUCUUGGCCAGGACGCACGCAGUUGUAAAUGAGAACUUGUUCUCAACUGGCUUACCUGGUUAAAUAAAAGGUGAAAAAAUAUUGCACUACUUUUGAGCAGAGCCCAUGAUCAAAACUAGUGCACUAUGUAGGGAAUAGGGUUCCAUUUGGGAAGCACAUUUCUCCCUGUAAUUUCAGCUCAAUCUCAUAGGUGCUGCAUCCUUUCCUGUACUCUCUACAGGUGACCACACCCACCCUCACAGAUGGACCAAUGGCAGUGCAGGACCAGAGUUGGAUGGUGUCUCCCAUCAUGACCACCAGACCUGUGAAUCACCAGACGAAUGGAUGACAGAGGGGGAGAGAAUUGAUGAAGUGAGUGAAUAGGUGGGGUGAGUCUCCAUUUUAUGUCCUUGAUUUCUUGCAGCCGCAGAUGUUCUCCUCCAAUGCGUGUUGAGAAGGAGGCGAGGAGAGAGGAUACAAGGAAUCAACAAAAAUACAAUUGAGAUUCACCCAGGGACUAAGACCUCUCUCUGUAGAUAGUAAAUGGAAUACCAAGUUGCCCUCUAGACACUGACCAGUGUUCAGUUCAGUCUAGCAUUUCCCCACUAGUGCUUAACGUUAAGGAUAUAGGAGGGUGUACUGAUCCUAGGUCUGUGUCUAAAAGUGCAACUUCUAGGUGUUAUUGUGUAAAAUGGACAGCAGAGGGCAGUGCUUGGUCAAUUUACUACCACUGAUCAUCUUUUCUGCUUCUUACUCAUCCCUCUAUUAUUUGUCCUGCUCCUCUCCCAGACUAGGGAGGAGUCUACCAUGCCAUCAUUCUGGAUGUACAUGGAUGACCAGCAGAACGAGAUAAGGGCAGAGUCCUCUACAGCUAGUUGCAGUCUCGUGACCCCUGCUAACCACAGACUCACCCAUGUUGACAGGGCCUGAGGUAGACCCAGUGAACGCAGCGGCCCACCUACAGCUGCUGGGGGAAUCCCUGUCUCACAUUGGCCACCGGCUUCAGGGAACUAAGGUGGGCUGGUUGAACACUGUUGGCUUCGUUGUCCUCACACACUGAAAGGCUACUGAAUACGGACAUGUAAUUCAAGCAUUGUUUGAUUGAAAUUGCUGAUAGUUUGAUGAAUCUGUCUCUCUGUUUCUAACACUCUCUCUUUCUCUCUCGCUCACUUUCGCCCUGAUGCUGCCUUUAUUUCUGUGUCUCUCUUUCUCUCUCCUCCCCCCUUUCUCUCCCCCCCUUUCUCUCUAGGAGAUGAUGGCAGUGUCAGGUAGUCUGUCUGUUUUACUGGACUCUCUACUGUGUGCCCUGGCUCCCCUGGCCUGUCUCACCUCUCUGGUCCCCGAGCUACGCAGCUGCCCUUCACACUCACACACACUGGUGAGGCUGUUACACACACACACACACUAGAUCCUGGCAUUCAGUAGCUGUCAAAUGAUUCUAUGGUAACUGAAGGACCCUCACCACCAACUUCUUCUACUAUUCUACUACUAUGUUUCUUCUAGGCUAAGACACUGGACAACAUUGCCUAUGUGAUGCCUGGUUUGUGAAGUCUGUCUGAUGAGGAGAAGAGCCUUAACCAGAGCAAGCAGGAAGUUGUCAUAAUUUGAACGGAUGUUCCUUCCUGUCUGUUUGGGGCCUAUAGAAAGGAUGGGUGGAAGAAGAAGCCAUGUGUUCUAAAAGAGGGGCUUAAGCGAACGGCCCAAUCUGCAAUGAGCGCUCUAAUUUACCUGUAUCCAAAGUUAUCUGGGUUCAUAUUGAAUUUGAAAGAUAAACUAUUUAUUUAGUUUAGUUUAUUUGUUCAAUUAAAACUUGUUUUGUUCAUGCAAUUGUUUGACAUUUUUCUAACUUGGCAUGGCAAGAGCUUCUAAUAAUCAACUGUUCUUGAAUUGUUGUUCCAGAUGAAAUACUUUGCAUAUUUAGAGAA